AGACCGGUUUUUUAUUUGGCCUUCUAGUUUAGUGGUGUGGCUAAUCGACUGCCAACUGCCAUCUUUUCGUAACUCCGGCCAGUUAGCGCGAUUUUUAAUUUCUCGCAUAACGGCAAUGGAUAUGCUGUUUGCUGUGUGUUAAGAGAGCACAUCGGGCUAUUGCAACGGCAGUACUUUGAUUUACAUGUCAGGAACGGUGCAUCAGAGGGCCCAGCAUCAGCUGUGAACACACGCAAGCUCAGCCUGAAUAUGGAGGGAGGACAGCGAAAACUGCAAAAUGUUAUGGAGGAUGGAUUAAGCAAAGAUCUGAUAAAUGCAGGUCGGUUUUGCUUCAACUGUGAGCAAAUAUUUUCAGAUCGGAAAUGCCUGGAGGAACAUUUGUGUACUGCUGCACAUUACAUCUGCUCAUGUGGAACUGAGUUUAACCUGUACGACGACAUGCAUGAGCACAGCACGACACAUGAACCAGGGCACCAAGUGCUCGAUCAUGAAACAAUAAGAAAACGCAGGGUUGAGAAGCGUAUAGAAGAAGAGAGGCAAAUGAAGAGAUUACAGACAGGCGAGGUUGUCUGGAAGACACCUAAAGCAAACACCAUGUCACCAUCUUUGCUAGGGAAGCCUAUGGUGCAAGUAUCCAUGUCAUCAGCUCCGAUGGUAAAAGUUCCAAAGCAGUCUGCACAGGUUUCACAAGUGCCUGACAUUUACCCUUCUAUGUUACAUGCAUCAUUCCCCCAAAAUCCUGUCACCCCUAAAUUGGAGGUGAAGAAUAUUUUUACAGGUGUAGGUGCACCUACUGUGGAUCUAUGGACAAUUUACCAGCCAGUUGUGUUGUUACAAACAGUGCGCCAGUUUGAUAAGAACAAACCAUACACUUGUGGAAAAUGUGGCGAAUGUUUUUUUUCAAAGACCUCACUAAUCACCCACCACGGCAAUCAUGUCAUAGAUAAAGUGUCUGGCUGUGUAGGAUGUGGGCUGCUGCUCUCCAGUAAGAAGGUAGUACCCCGCUUUCAUCUUUGUAACGCACCCAUCUCUAACAACAACAAAUUCAAAGUUAUUACUGCAAAACCACCAAAUGCCAAGACCGUAAAUGAGUCCAGUACAGAUGUGAGGCAGAAUCAGAGUUUUCAAGUUCCUCCAGCCACUCCACCCAUCCAGUGGAACAGACUUGAAUCCAUUGUUCCUGGAAAAGGCCAUCAGACAUCUUCUGUUUCCAACCUGAAGUUAAAAAAUCAGAAUGUCAGAAUGUACAAUAGGGGAAAUCAGGGGCGUCAGGUCACUUCAUCACAGCAGUCGAAGGGUUGGAAUCCCCAUGCAUUCAAGCCUUACAACAGUGUCUCCCUUCCAGCAAAGUUUCAGAGCCUUAAUGCUGGCACAUCAACAAAUGCAUAUAAAUGUCGAGUCUGUCAUCUUCCAUUUGAGUCUGCUCCUCUGCUUCAGAGGCACAAGUGUGCCAAAGCACGGGAGUUUAUGGCACAGCAAGGUCGUGGUGGAAGACAGCAUCAAAAUCUCAAGAGGAUGAUGCCAUUGGCAAGAUCAGUUCCUGUUCAGAUGAAUGGUGAGAAGAAACUGGAGGUCCCAUUUGCUGGUAACAUGAAGAAAAACCAAGUAGUGGCUGUUGGCCUGGACAGAGGACAAGAUGCUGUCCCUGUGAAUAGGACAAAUGUAGACAGUAUGGACGAUGAUUGUUACAUUGUUGAAAGCGACUCAGGCAAGCCGGCUGAAAUGAUUUAUCAAGUAACCUCAUCUGUUCCCAUCAAAACUUGACAUGACUAGAGCGUGACAUCCGUGUUGCAUGUAAUAUUUUAUGUUGAAAAUGGACCAAGUACAGAAAAGACUGCAUUUUCAGUUUUACAUUAUUCACUGGUUUAGGGUCAACUCACAGGAACACAAUAUUCCAAACUCCAUUGAAGAAUUUUGAUGUAUGAUAUAUAGUGACAACAAUCUAAGUUUCAAUUUCUCUCCUCAGUACAGUAAGCGGUUCUGUAUGUUCUAUACUUAGAGACAAGAGUCUAAAAUUGCUAUCCCUGCUGUGGUAAUCAAAUGUACAGUUUUGGGGUAAAAAGAUAAAUUUAAGUUUUGCUUUUAAAAUACAGUAUGUUGUAGUAUAUAAUCAGCAAUUGUGUUGUGAGGCUGGGAACUGACAAUAAUACCUUGUGUGUCCUUCCCAAUUUUGCUAAACUACAAGAAUAAAAUGUAUGUUGUAUUAAACUGUAUUUUUAAACUCUC
Messenger RNA from Solea senegalensis (Senegalese sole), 2226 nucleotides. RefSeq lists its product as uncharacterized. NCBI's taxonomy places the organism in Eukaryota, Metazoa, Chordata, Actinopteri, Pleuronectiformes, Soleidae. The record is from RefSeq and is a predicted model, not a curated record. The transcript has 2 exons. Gene Ontology annotation, biological process: regulation of transcription by RNA polymerase II. Gene Ontology annotation, molecular function: DNA-binding transcription factor activity; RNA polymerase II cis-regulatory region sequence-specific DNA binding. The coding region runs from base 250 to 1764 and encodes 504 amino acids.